CAAUUGGGUCCUCAAGUCCCCUUCAUGACGAAGGAUAUAUGGGUGUUUUAAGAUUUUUCCUCUGUAUCUCCACUGUCUUUCUACUCCUUCUCUCGUCUCUCUGCUUUGUUCAACGGCACUCGUCGGCCAACCACCGGCUGAGGACUUUCCAGAUUGAAUUUUGCCUAAAACCAAAAAUGUCAGAACUAAGCCUGGGUAUACUUGUUGAUAUCGUUGAUGAAGAAUGGAUGAGGGACACUCUUCCUAAUGAUGAUCUUCCAUUACCACCCGUUCUUGUUGUUCGGAAUGAUGACACUGAGGAUUCAAAUCAAGAGGCUCAGCAAGUUGAUGGAGAUACUUGGCAUGAUCUUGCUUUAGGCACCCAAUGAACCUUCUGAGCAUCAAGCAUAUCUGUUAGGUGGUUCCUUGCUUGCUUUCUGUAGAUGUAUCUGAUUCUGUUGUUAUAUACAUUAGUACCUGCUUGUUCUGAAGUUUUGGAUGGUAUUUCUUCCAUAAGUAACCCAACAACUAUCAUUUAGACCUUCAGAGAAUCAAGCAUAUUUGAUGGAAAUGAGCUGUAAUUAAGUGGUGUUUUGCCUGCUUUCUUUAAAUGUAUCUGAACCCUUCACUUGACAUAUAAAUUGUUACCUGCUGGCUCUGAAGUUUUGGAUGGUAUGUAUUGAAUAAGUACUCCAACAAUGACAGGAACAGCCUAAUGUUCUUGCAAUGAA
Molecule: messenger RNA, 710 nt
Organism: Ziziphus jujuba (common jujube)
Lineage: Eukaryota; Viridiplantae; Streptophyta; Magnoliopsida; Rosales; Rhamnaceae
Product: anaphase-promoting complex subunit 13
Exons: 4
Coding region: 39-368 (109 amino acids)
Biological process (GO): protein K11-linked ubiquitination
Cellular component (GO): anaphase-promoting complex
Source: RefSeq, a predicted model, not a curated record